UUAAAAGCCCGUAAGAUGGCGAGUGGAAAGGAUUCGAAGUCGAACAAUAAAGAGCUACUGUUCUCCUCCUCGUCCUCCUCCCCGAUGUUCCUCCGAAGCCUCUUCGCCUCCCUCUCUCGAUCCCAACUCCCCAUGUCACCGCCUCUCCUCAACCGAUCGGUAGCCAAUCCUACUGUUCCGUGGUUCUUCGCUUGCAACCGGCGAUUCGGCGUCCUCCGAGGGGUGGGCUUUGGCUCCGCUGCCAGGACCGACGAUGGUCGGCGGCCGCUUGUCGCGCCUCUUCCUCCCCCUACCUCCGACAAGGCUGAAAUGUACAAGGGCCUUGAAGCAGCAUUAGGUACACCUUUCAGUUCAGAUCCUUUAUCACCACCUCCAAAUCCUAUAGUUCUUGUUAUUAGUGGACCAAGUGGCGUUGGCAAGGAUGCAGUUAUCAAGAGGCUGCUAGAAGUUCGAGAAGGGAUUCAUUUUGUCGUGACAGCGACCAGCAGACCACAACGACCUGGUGAAAUCGAUGGAAAGGACUAUUAUUUUGUUACCAAAGAGGAGUUUCUUAAGAUGGUUGAAAGGAGUGAGCUUUUGGAAUAUGCUCUUGUUUAUGGUGACUAUAAAGGUAUUCCCAAACAGCAGAUUCGUGACUACAUGGCUAAAGAUUUUGACAUUGUGUUGAGAGUGGAUAUACAAGGUGCAGCCACGUUGAGGUCAAUACUGGGUGAUUCAGCAGUCUUUAUCUUUCUGGUUGCAGAGAGUGAAGCAGCACUUGUGAAGAGGCUUGUAGCUCGUAAUACAGAAACACCUGAAAUGCUUCUUGUAAGAAUUUCCACAGCUAAGGAGGAGUUCAAGCACAUGAGAAAAUUUGACUAUGUAGUUGUUAAUGCGGAGGGGAAACUUGACAAUGCAGUUAAACUUGUGGAAUCCAUCAUUGAUGCAGAGAAGGCUAGAGUCUGGCAGCGCAAAGUUCAAAUCUAAUUCAAUCAUUCAAGUGAUCUUGAAUUCUCAUUGUGUAAACAUUUAAUCAGUGCAUAUUCACUGAUUCAAGAAGGAGAGGAUGCUGUUGCUGGAAAUUCAGAAAAUAUCUCUUCUAAGAGGUACACUUAUGACAUUACAUCUGUUCACAUGUAAACUUCAUUUCUUUGAAUUUAGCUUAUUUUCAGUUUGAAUUGGCUUGAUUGUGUAGUGGAUAUUGAUCCUUAUUUUCACUCUAUAAUCACCUUGUAUCUUCAUUCAGAAGUAAUCUUGGAGGACCAUACUAAUCUUAUGAUCACCAAUAAAGUAUAUUUGGAUGUA
Messenger RNA from Musa acuminata AAA Group (dessert banana), 1284 nucleotides. RefSeq names its product guanylate kinase 2, chloroplastic/mitochondrial-like. The coding region runs from base 16 to 966 and encodes 316 amino acids. Gene Ontology annotation, molecular function: GMP kinase activity. Lineage: Eukaryota; Viridiplantae; Streptophyta; Magnoliopsida; Zingiberales; Musaceae. Gene Ontology annotation, biological process: purine nucleotide metabolic process. The transcript is spliced from 5 exons. The record is from RefSeq and is a predicted model, not a curated record. Gene Ontology annotation, cellular component: cytosol.